Messenger RNA from [Torrubiella] hemipterigena, 2247 nucleotides. The record is from the annotation of a GenBank genome assembly. NCBI's taxonomy places the organism in Eukaryota, Fungi, Ascomycota, Sordariomycetes, Hypocreales, Clavicipitaceae.
GUAAACAAAGCUGCUACUGGUUGCAGCGUCGUCAAUUGCCGUCGAGACCCCUCUUUUCACCAGCAUCACCAACAAUCUCCCCGACAUUGCCAUCUGUCCCAUAUCGUGGUGAUCGACUUAGUAGAGCUUGAUCGCCCGAUGCAUACACGAUAAAAAAUCCCCAACCAGCUAGCUCUCACCCCAGCUUCACCAUGGUCACCGCAACAGGGCGCUUCCAGCCCAACCAGGAAUUCUCCCUCCCCGACGGCCGUAAAGUCCUCGUUGCCUCGGCCGAUAGCGUCGCCCCGCUGCGCAGACAAUACUCCAACAUUGACAACGCUCCCGAGCUCGUCGUCCGCGGCUCCUCUGAGCACAGAGCCUUCCUCCAGGAAGCCCACCAGCAUCACGAAGGCCGCCGCGCCGAGCUCAAGGAGCGUCAUGGCGACGUCUACCACGAGUGGGAGGACGUGCACAACCAGCUCAAUUCCGUCUCGAUGCAGCUUGCGCAGCUCUCGCGCACAAACUCGGGUCUGCAUCACAACUACGGCAAGUUCGGCUACGACGAGGGCGUCAAGACGUACGAUGAUGAAGAGGCGAAUCAACUGGAGGACGGCGCUGGCGGCGAACAUAGCGGGCCAAAGUGCGAGAGCGAGAAGCAGGAAUUCACAAUCAAGUUGGCAAAGAUCCCUACCGUCAAGCAGUGGUUCCACCGCGGAACGCUGUGGCGCGCGUCUGAACAGACGGAAAUCAUGGCUAUUGAGCUGUUUUUCGACUUGGUUUACGUUGGUAUCAUUCACAGCAAUGGCGAACACAUGUCUGAAGUGCCCACUGGCGCCGAGCUACUCCGAUUUGCCGUCACAUUCAUCAUGUCCUGGAAGAUCUGGACCGACAUCACCAUGGCCGUCAGCUGGUUUGAGACGGACGAUAUUCUGACCCGCCUCGAAAUUCUCUUUGAAAUCGCCUGCUUGCUAGGAUUCACUACCAACAUGACCAACUGCUUCAACGACGAACAUGAACACAACACCUACGUACCUCUCGUAUCCUUUUACCUCGCCGCCCGCCUCCUCUUCGCAGUCUACUACGUCGUCGUGGCUACAGCGGUCCCCAUGAUCCGCGGCGCCAUGAUCUCCUCAGCCAUCCCCAUCAUCAUCGGCACCGCGCUCUGGAUCGGCAGCAUUUACGUCGAAAUGCCAGACCGUCUGGGUCUCAUCUGGCCGGCCCUCAUCAUCGACAUGUACGGCUCCGGUGUGUUUGUCGGCUUGUUCCGAUACGCCCGCUCUGUCGGCGACCGCACCGCCAUUGGCAAAUACUUCAGCAGCUGGUUUGAAUUCUUCCCCGCCAUGAACAUUGAGCACAAGGUCGAGCGCAUGAAUGCCUUUGUUUCCCUCGUCUUUGGCUACUCCGUCGUCGCCAUCUUGUUCCAGAGCAACGGCGGCUACAACAUCAACGCAUUCCUAGGCAAGGCUGUCCUGGGCCUCGUGCAGGCCUUCCUGUUCAACUGGCUUUACUUUGACGUCGACGCAAGCACUAUCAAGGCACAUGCUAUCCGACAUUCUGCCAACGGAGCUAUCCUCUGGCAAUUCGCCCAUCUUCCUUUCAUCAUGGCCUACAUUGUCGCCACAUCCGGACUCGCGACGCUCGUUUUGGUUACUGAUGGCCCAGGUACGGAGAUUGAACAGCUUGCUGAAGCCGAUCGCCCCCGCUCUGAGGAGCACUUCUCGGCAGGUGUGCGCUAUUUCUACUGCCACGGCCUCGCGAUUGCUCUGCUGGCCAUGGGCCUGAUUUCGCUGAGCCACGCUCACCAUACGCCGCCUCGCAUGCGCAUUGCCAAAAAGUACCGCCUGGCCAACCGUGUUGCCGUCUGUCUCAUCAUGUUCUUCUUGCCGCUUGCCCAGAAGCUGCACAGUGUCGAACUCAUCUCCAUCACGCUUGGCCUUGUGGCUUGGAUUCUUAUUGUUGAGCUCUGGGGCAAGUCAUGUAAGGGUGAUUCGUUCUUUGACACGGGACGCAACUCGGCGCAGAGCAGGGCCAUGACGAAUGCUAAGAAGGGCAAGAAUUCAGCCACGCUCGAGGAUAACCCUAAUCCCGGCCAGGCAACGCCCAUGGAGAUGCCGAUGGACCAAACAGAUACCGUUGGUUUCUAAAACAAGGAAUCCCAUUUUGGGGAUGUUGGCUGUGGGGUAAAAGAGUUCAUAUCUUGUAUAUAACCAUACUACCAACGAUGUAAUUUGACAAAUAACUAGUUGUAUAAUAUGUCACUGUUCAGUU